UACUCAGCAGUUUUAAUUUGUAUUCAACAGUUUUAUGGAACUGGUUCGCAAGAAAACUAUAAAUUGUGACCAAGGAGCUGUGCGGGCUGUUCGUUACAACGUGGACGGUUCGUACUGUUUGUCCUGCGGUUCAGACAAAAAGAUAAAACUAUGGAAUCCCCAUUCCGGUUUGCUGCUGAAAACCUACGGUGGCCACGCCGGUGAGGUAAUGGAUGCGGCCGGUAGCUGCGACAGCGGUUUCAUAGUAUCCGUAUCGGCGGACAAAAGCGUCAUCUAUUGGGACGUAACAACGGGACUGCCGGUCCGGCGAUUGCGUGGCCAUGCUGGUACGGUGAAGUGCGUCAAGUUCAAUGAGGAUUCAUCGGUGGCGGUUUCCGGUUCUACGGACAACACGGUCAUGUGUUGGGACAUACGGACGCGGAAGUUGGAUCCGGUGCAGACCAUGCGCGAGGCAAAGGAUUGCAUCAGCUCGUUGGUGGUGACGGAGCAUAAGAUCAUUGCCGGAUCGUUGGAUGGAUCCAUUCGGCAGUAUGAUCUUAGGGCGGGUGAAUUGACGUCCGACACGAUAGGAGUUCCCAUAACGCACAUUGUGCAAACCAGCGAUGGACAAUGCUUGCUGGCAGCGUGCCUGGACAGUACCAUUCGAUUGAUCGAUACCGAUACGGGGGAACUGCUGUCCGAGUACAAAGGUCACAGAACGGAAGACUAUCACAUCGAGUGUGGUGUGAUCGGGAGUGAUUCGCAGAUCAUUUCCGGAUCGGCGGCAGGAUGUGCUGUUAUUUGGGAUUUGCUGGAAGGCAGCGAAGUCCGGCGAUUGCCGAUGGAGUCCGGCGUGGUUCACUCGAUGGCGCCGCACCCCACCGGGAGUGAUAUUAUGUUUGCGAAAAGACGGCAGGUUGAAUUGUGGGGCCUGCCUUCGGACGAGGUGGACGACGAUGAGGAGGUGGUUGAAAUAUUCUAAUAAA
This is a messenger RNA of Ochlerotatus camptorhynchus, 965 nucleotides long. Its product is annotated as WD repeat domain-containing protein 83. The record is from RefSeq and is a predicted model, not a curated record. Gene Ontology annotation, biological process: mRNA splicing, via spliceosome. The coding region runs from base 35 to 961 and encodes 308 amino acids. Gene Ontology annotation, cellular component: catalytic step 2 spliceosome. Gene Ontology annotation, molecular function: protein binding. The transcript has 2 exons. Lineage: Eukaryota; Metazoa; Arthropoda; Insecta; Diptera; Culicidae.